Akanthomyces muscarius is the source of this 753-nucleotide messenger RNA. RefSeq lists its product as uncharacterized. The transcript has a single exon. The record is from RefSeq and is a predicted model, not a curated record. The coding region runs from base 1 to 753 and encodes 250 amino acids. Lineage: Eukaryota; Fungi; Ascomycota; Sordariomycetes; Hypocreales; Cordycipitaceae.
AUGCGCACCGCAGCCGCCAUUGCUCUCGUCGGCAUCGUCGCUGCCAACCCAGCCCCGGCACCCGCGCCUACGGCCGCGGCCUCGCUCAACUCGCGCACCGCCUGCGAAGUCGACUACGACCUCGGCCGGCCCCUUCAACCACCCCCAAACCUUAAAACAUGGCUCCGCUCGGCCCAACCCCCCGACGCCUGCACCGACGUGAUGCCCGCGCGGCUGACGUCUGCCUGGAUGGCGUACCUGGGCCAGCUGUCGAGCUUUGUCGCGCACGCGGCGGACAAGACGGCGUCGCUGACGGACCUCUGCGGCUCCGCGACGUACACGGUGUCGAUUGAGUUUUGCGCCACGCAGGGCAAAAUUGUGGUGACGGACGAGGAGAGCGGCGACGCGGUCACGACGGUGGCGAAUGGCGUGCGGGAUCCGGGCGUGGUGGUGCUGACGUCCAAGGAUGGCAAGAUUGGGGUUGCGAGCGCCGAGGCGACGGCGACGACGACGAGUGAUGAUGGAGAGCCGGUGGCUACAAGUAUAGACGGCAGUAGGAGUAACAGCGGUGUGGUAAGGACGAGCAGCAAGGGAAGUGCGUCGAUGACGACGGGUGCAGCGACUACAGGUGCGGUGACGACGUCGGGUGACGCGAGCACGACGAGCGCGUCGGCCAGCAGCACCGGAACCCCCAAGCCCAAGGAAAACGCGGCCGGCAAGAUUGGCGCUGGUGCCGCGGCUGCGGCUGCUGGCAUUGCCGUCUUGGCUCUCUAA